This is a messenger RNA of Sceloporus undulatus (fence lizard), 1693 nucleotides long. It is a transcript of the gene SGCE, whose product is annotated as sarcoglycan epsilon. Bases 114 to 1460 code for a protein of 448 amino acids. NCBI's taxonomy places the organism in Eukaryota, Metazoa, Chordata, Lepidosauria, Squamata, Phrynosomatidae. The transcript has 12 exons. Gene Ontology annotation, cellular component: membrane; sarcoglycan complex. The record is from RefSeq and is a predicted model, not a curated record.
GAGGAGGAAUUGGGGAUGGAUGGUUAUUAUUAUGUCAGCGGAGGAGGAGCGAGGGCCAGAGCAGCAGCAGCAGCAGCAACACAGCAGCAUCCAGAGCAGCCAUAGCCAUAGCCAUGCCGGCCUGUGGCCAGGGCAGCCUGAGUGGCCGCAGCAGCGGAGCCGCCCUGGCCUCCCUCCUCCUGACAGUUUACACAAUCCUUUCAAAGGUGCAGUCUGAUAGGAAUGUGUACCCUUCUGCUGGCGUUCUGUUCGUUCAUGUUUUGGAGAGGGAGUAUUUUAAAGGGGAAUUUCCUCCUUAUCCAAAGCCUGGUGAGGUAAACAAUGAUCCUAUAACAUUUAACACAAACCUAAUGGGUUACCCUGAUAGACCUGGUUGGCUACGAUACAUUCAAAGAACACCAUAUAGUGACGGAGUUCUGUAUGGAUCACCGACUGUAGAAAAUGUGGGCAAACCAACCAUCAUUGAGAUCACUGCAUACAACAGGCGUACCUUUGAGACUGCACGACACAAUUUGGUUAUUAAUAUAGUACCAGCAGAAGAUUUUCCUAUGCGAUAUCAAGCAGAAUUCUUUAUUAAAAACAUGAAUGUUGAAGAAAUGCUGGCAAGUGAGGUUCUUGGAGAUUUCCUUGGGGCUGUGAAAAAUGUUUGGCAACCAGAGCACCUGAGUGCCAUAAACAUCACCUCAGCUUUGGAUAGGGGAGGCAGAGUCCCACUUCCUAUUAAUGAUAUGAAAGAAGGAGUCUAUGUUAUGGUUGGUGCGGAUGUUACUUUUUCUUCCUGCUUACGGGAAGUUGAAAACCCACAAAAUCAGCUAAGAUGUAGUCAAGAAAUGGAACCUGCCAUAACCUGUGAUAAAAAGUUUCGUACUCAAUUUCACAUAGACUGGUGUAAAAUCUCUUUGGUUGAUAUAACACAGCACAUUUUUACCUAUCAAGAAGUGAUUCGUGGUGAAGGCAUAUUACCAGAUGCUGGCGAAUACAAGCCCCCUUUGGAAAGUCUGAAAAGUCGGGAUUAUUAUUCUGAUUUCCUCAUUACAUUGGCAGUACCCUCUGCAAUAGCACUGGUGCUUUUUCUAAUACUUGCUUAUAUUAUGUGCUGCCGAAGGGAAGGAGUGGAAAAGAGAAACAUGCAAACACCAGAUAUCCAGCUCGUCCACCACAGUGCAAUUCAGAAAUCCACAAAAGAACUUCGGGAAAUGUCUAAAAACAGAGAGAUAGCAUGGCCUCUCUCAACGCUUCCAGUAUUUCACCCAGUCACUGGUGAGAUUGUACCACCGGUUCACCCAGACAGCUAUGACCACACUAGCAUGCCACUGAUGCAGACACAGCAGAACCUGCCACAUCAGACUCAGAUUCCACAGCAGCAAACAGAAGGAGAAUUUCGAAUGACAACAUUCCAGAGAUUGGAGGUAAAUGGUAUCCCUGAGGAAAGAAAACUUACGGAAGCAAUCAAUUUGUAAAUAAAGCUGCCAAGAUCAUAUUUUAUUUCCUCAUCUGUUCCAAUGAGGCAUGAGUUUCACUGAUAAACGUGUGCAUGCAUGCAGUAUUAAAUAUUCCAGUGUGCUAUGAUGCAAUUCCAUAUUAUUAAAUGUACUGUAUCAUUUUGUACUCCUGACAUUUUCAACAAAUUUGUAAAAACUUAACUUUUAUAUUUGUUAUAUUAAAAUAUUUAAAAUAAACAAAUAUUAAACUA